This is a messenger RNA of Endocarpon pusillum Z07020, 1023 nucleotides long. RefSeq lists its product as uncharacterized. Gene Ontology annotation, cellular component: plasma membrane. The coding region runs from base 1 to 1023 and encodes 340 amino acids. The record is from RefSeq and is a predicted model, not a curated record. Lineage: Eukaryota; Fungi; Ascomycota; Eurotiomycetes; Verrucariales; Verrucariaceae. The transcript has 2 exons.
AUGGACUCACCAGAUCACUCAAAGUCAAUGGAGAACGGCAAAGCCCCAGCUCAAAGUGGCAACGUCGGUUUCCGACCAACGAACAGUGGAAUCGUCAAAGUACAGCCUCCAAGGCGCGAAGACCUACAACCAUCAUAUGCGCAAACUCUAGUUUUCGAAACCGAGGCUGUACAUGGCUGGUAUGGGUCAAUGAUAAAUGCCCUUGGUUCUACCCCCAACCCCUACAAGCCAGUCUCUCAAGGGAAUGUCGGACUCGUCACAAAGUUCGGAAAGUUCUCGCGCGCAGUUGAUCCAGGUCUUGUAAAGGUAAACCCGCUUUCUGAGCGCCUCAUCCAGGUCGACGUCAAGAUCCAGAUCGUUGAGGUACCACGUCAAGUGUGCAUGACUAAGGAUAAUGUCACGCUGAACCUCACAUCCGUUAUCUACUACCACAUCGUCUCGCCGCACAAAGCAGCUUUCGGCAUUAGUAAUAUCAGACAGGCACUGGUAGAGCGUACGCAAACUACUCUCCGCCAUGUGGUCGGUGCUCGCGUGCUACAAGACGUGAUCGAGCGCCGCGAAGAGAUCGCUCAAUCCAUCGGGGAGAUCAUCGAAGAUGUCGCAUUCGGCUGGGGUGUCCAGGUCGAAUCCAUGCUCAUUAAAGAUAUCAUCUUCUCCAACGAUCUACAAGACUCCCUUUCGAUGGCGGCCCAGAGCAAGCGCAUCGGAGAAAGCAAAGUUAUCGCCGCCAGAGCAGAAGUCGAAAGCGCAAAAUUGAUGAGGCAGGCCGCCGACAUCCUGAGCUCCGCACCAGCUAUGCAGAUCAGGUAUUUGGAAGCAAUGCAAGCAAUGGCCAAAUCGGCAAAUUCAAAGGUCAUCUUCCUGCCUGGUCCGUCGACAAGUCAGACCGUGCAGUCACAGCUGGCUUCCGCAGAUCAAGCUGGAGAAGGGCCAAGCAAGUAUGGCGCAAACUCGCCAUUCUCCGGCGAUACGAAUGAUGGGUUCCAGCAGGCCAUGAACGCGAGAGUGAUUGAGAACAUUUGA